Zychaea mexicana is the source of this 333-nucleotide messenger RNA. RefSeq lists its product as uncharacterized. The annotation marks the transcript as partial. Lineage: Eukaryota; Fungi; Mucoromycota; Mucoromycetes; Mucorales; Lichtheimiaceae. The transcript has 2 exons. The record is from RefSeq and is a predicted model, not a curated record.
UUGGUUGUCGAGGUGAAAUCUCAGUUGAAAACAAACGAACAAGAUUUCUUCAAAGUGGCAGUUGAGAUAAAGAUCAUGCUUGAUUCAAUGGUGGAGCGGCAUGUCCCUGAUCUGGUUGUAUUUGGAGUUUUGGUAGAAGGUUUUACUAUGCGCACAUUCAAGAUGGACCUCGAAUAUGAUCGAAUUUACAGAUUUAUCAAUAUGCGCGCUUGCUACUUACCACGAGGAAGAAACGACAUGGGUGUAUUGGAAGGAACAUUACGAGGACUAUUUCAGUUGAAGGUCAGUGCUUUUUUUGUACAAAGUCUCAGUGGAUCAAUCACAUAUUUCUAA